Messenger RNA from Prorocentrum cordatum, 1551 nucleotides. Lineage: Eukaryota; Dinophyceae; Prorocentrales; Prorocentraceae. The record is from the annotation of a GenBank genome assembly.
AUGAUGGUGCUGUUCUCCGGCCUCGGGGAGAACGCGCAGGAGGAGGUGUCCGUGGGCGUCGGCGCGCUGGCGGGCAGCACCAUCAUGCUGCUCACGCUGCCCUGGGCCGUCUCGGUGCUGGCGGGCCGGGUCAACCUGGACGACCAGGGCGCGCCGAGGUACAAGCGGCCCGCGGACGCGGGCGAGGACUGGGAGAAGCUGUCCCCGCCCGGCAACCUGAGCCUGCUGCGCACCGGCGUCGGCUUCGGCAGCGAGAUCCAGGACGCGGCGCGGUACAUGGUCUUCACGAUGCUGGGGUAUUUCGUCAUUCAGGGUCCAGCGUUCUUCGUGGACGGCCGCAAGGCGGGCGACUCGGCCUCCCAGCUGCGGAGGGCGCAGGCCCACGAGUCCAGCACGGAGAGCCUGUGGGCGUUGGCCGGGCUGGUUAUCUGCAUCGUUGGGUUCUUGGCGUAUUUGCACAGGAUGUGGCGGGAGUCGAAGAGUCAGAGCAGCGCAGUGUCGGACAAGAUCGCCGAGGUGCAGGUGGACGCCAUGCAUAGAGGCAAGGUUUCUCUGCGAGGCGCCCUGGCCAAGUAUAAGGACAGCCACUGGCUGGAGCUGAACGACGAGGAGGAUCUGAAGCGUGCGCUCCUCGAUAAGGAGACGAUGGAGGAAGUGCGGGGGAUGUGCAAGGUGCUGGCUCCGUUCUACACGGACUACGACACGAACGGCGACAACUUGAUUGAUUUCGAGGAGUUCCGGAUGAUCCUGAACGACGUUCACGAGAACGUCCCGAAGGAGACGCAGAGGGUCAUAUUCGACAACGCAGACACGGACGGCAGUGGCACGAUAUCUUUCGAGGAGUUCGUCGCCUGCCUCAUGUCCUUCGUGAGCGAGGGCAGCACCGAGCGGCCCGAGCUGGAGGAGAGGCGGAGGCGGCGGGUGUCCGUCGCGGACCCGCUGCGGCUGUACGCGUCCAGCUCUCUCUCCGACAAGGACGAAUCGAGCCCGCCGGGCGACGGCGAGGACGACGAGCCCGAGGAGGAGGAGAUGCCCGAGGACUUGGCCGACCUCGAGCCGCGCGAGCAGCAGAGGAGGAUCAAACUCCGCGCCGCGUGGAAGAUGGCCCUCGGCAGCGCCAUCGUGCUGAUUUUCUCCGACCCAGCGGUGGACGUGAUGGCAGAAACGGGGAGGCGGCUGCAGAUCUCGCCUUUCUACGUCUCUUUCGUCAUGGCCCCCAUCGCGUCGAACGCCACCGAACUCGUUGCCGCGUACAACUACGCCUGCAAGCGGACGACCAAGUCCAUGACGACCUCUCUCGGCACGCUGCUGGGCGCGGGGGUCAUGAACAACACGUUCUGCCUCGGAAUAUUCUUAGGGCUUGUCUACUUCAAGUCUCUCGCCUGGGAGUUCUCGGCCGAGACGCUCUCCAUCCUCGUCGUCGAGGCCGUGGUGGCGCUGCUGGUGUGGGGCCGCAGGAGCAUGAAUCUGCUGUCUGGGCUGGUUGUGCUGGCGCUGUACCCGCUGUCGCUGUACGUCGUGUGGGCCCUGACUCAGGUGGGCCUGGACUGA